GACAGCAUGAACCCAGGAAGGGCUGUAGAGAGUCAGAGAGACUGAGUUUAGGAGCCGCCGGCAGACACCGUGAGAUGAGUUUUCUGACCCAUUGGGCUCAUUUAAUCCAGGUCUGCAGUGCUGUUUAUAUCGCUGUUUACAACCAGCGCGAGUCGCGAGUGAGGCUGGUCGUUCGUGUGAGGUCGCUCUCGGGGGUCUCGUUAAGUGGGCGCAUUUUUGACCGUUAGUCAUGUUUGUUUGUCGGCGCUGUGUGCGUGUGCUGCGCUCCGCGCUGCUGUACGUUCAGCCUCCCGUCACACCGGCCUCACCUCUGCCUGCUGGAGGAGCUGUUGACCUGCGCUACAGGUCCGUAACAACCGGCCACAGUUCGGCGUCACUGCUCCCUCGGAUGCCCUCAGGGCGUCGCAGGGAGAGGAGGGAGUCUUGUGGCAUUCGGUACCUCACUGACCACACUGAGCAGAAGAGUGCCUCACCACACGGUCAGACGAGCAGCAGUGUCCUGCAGCAGAGCAACCAUAAAACCGCGCAAGGAGAGGCCUUUAAACUGCACAGAGAAGCCAGCAGAUCAGUGUCCGUUCCUGCGGCUCAGACGUUGAUCGAUUUGGAUGCAGUGCCAUGUCCAUCUCCAUUUGAGGAGAUCAGUGAGGAGGAUGCCAUACAGAUCACUGUUCCUUCUGACCUGCCCCCUGUUACAUUUACCCUGAGGGAUUAUGUGGACAAAUCAGAAACGUUAAGACGACUUGUUGAGCUAGGCGUCAAUCUGUCAAAACUAGAGCAACGGCCUAAUGUGGGCUCCAUGCUGGUGAGACUGGACUUCCAAGCAGAUGUGGCACCACGACUCUUUUUCCUGAAAGACCUGGGAGUUGAAGACUCUCAGUUAGGCCUGCUGCUCACCAAAAACCCCUUUAUACUCACAGAGAGCUUGGAAAAUCUGCAGGCCAGGGUCUCAUAUCUGAAGUCAAAGAAGUUCAGUUCAGAGUCAGUUGCUGCCAUGGUGAGCAAAGCUCCAUAUCUGCUCAACUUCAGCAUUAAGAGGCUGGACAACCGGCUGGGAUUUUUUCAAGAGCAGUUGGGCCUCAGUGCUCAAAAGUUGCGAGAUGUUGUGACUCGUCUGCCUAGAUCACUGUGUGGCAGUUUAGAACCAAUAAAGGAAAACUUGAAGGUAUAUGAACUAGAGUUUGGCUUUCGGAAAAAUGAAAUCCAGCACAUCGUCACAAAGGUUCCAAAAGUCCUAACGGCUAAUAAGAGGAAAAUGACACAAGUGUUUGACUUCGUCCAUAAUGUUAUGGGUGUUCCUCAUUCCCUUAUUGCAAACUUCCCACAGGUCCUGAAUGCAAAAUUUCUUCGUAUAAGAGAGCGACACUUGUUCCUUGAGUACUUAGGACGAGCUCACUAUGAUCCAGCUCAUCCCAACUACGUCUCUCUGGAGCGCCUGGUGUCUCUGCCUGAUGAGACCUUCUGCUCUGAAGUGGCUUUAGCUUCUCUUGAUGAUUUUGAACGAUUUCAGAAAACUUUGUGAAAACUAAAUAAAUAAAAGUGAUGUUGCUGAUGUA
This is a messenger RNA of Pygocentrus nattereri (red-bellied piranha), 1553 nucleotides long. RefSeq names its product mitochondrial transcription termination factor 3 (gene mterf3). The transcript is spliced from 7 exons. Gene Ontology annotation, biological process: mitochondrial ribosome assembly; regulation of DNA-templated transcription. The record is from RefSeq and is a predicted model, not a curated record. Gene Ontology annotation, cellular component: mitochondrion. NCBI's taxonomy places the organism in Eukaryota, Metazoa, Chordata, Actinopteri, Characiformes, Serrasalmidae. Gene Ontology annotation, molecular function: double-stranded DNA binding. The coding region runs from base 230 to 1519 and encodes 429 amino acids.